Aspergillus ochraceoroseus IBT 24754 is the source of this 1400-nucleotide messenger RNA. Its product is annotated as pepsin-like aspartic protease. The record is from RefSeq and is a predicted model, not a curated record. Lineage: Eukaryota; Fungi; Ascomycota; Eurotiomycetes; Eurotiales; Aspergillaceae. Bases 71 to 1243 code for a protein of 390 amino acids. Gene Ontology annotation, molecular function: aspartic-type endopeptidase activity. The transcript is spliced from 3 exons. Gene Ontology annotation, biological process: proteolysis.
UCCACUUUGCCUGUGUCCUUCUUACUUUGUUCCUUUCUCUUCUCCUUCUGACAGAACAAUCUAAUUCACAAUGACUUGGUCCAAGCCUGUUGUGGGAGCUCUCGUGCUAUGCUCUGCUCUGGCAGCUGCGGCUCCGACUAACCCCGGUGCCGCCUUUACGAUGGAGCAAGUGGCCAUUCCCAAGAGAGCCCGUUCAGGAGCUCAGGAGUAUGCUCGGGCUUUGGCCAAGUAUAAGGCAACUGUGCCUGCAUCAGUGGCAGCUGCCGCUGAAAGUGGAACUGCCACUAACAACCCCAGUUCUGGGGAUGAAGAAUAUGUCGUCCAGGUGACGGUGGGUGGUAGCAAGUUGAAUCUGGAUUUCGACACUGGGUCUGCUGAUCUCUGGGUGUUCUCCACUGAAACUCCAUCUUCCGAGAGUACGGGCCACAAUAUCUAUAAGCCUAGUUCCUCGGCCGAGAAGCUUAGCGGCUACACCUGGAGCAUCUCCUACGGAGAUGGAAGCUCUGCCAGUGGAAAUGUUUACCAGGAUAGUGUCACUGUUGGAGGUGUUACUGCCACCAAGCAGGCUGUCGAGGCGGCUGAGACCGUCAGUUCCGAAUUUACUGAGGACACCAGCAAUGAUGGGCUGCUGGGACUAGCGUUUAGCAGCAUUAACACUGUCGAACCGACGGCCCAAAUUACGUUUUUCGAUACUGUUAAAACCCAACUUGCCUCGCCGCUCUUUGCUGUGACUCUUAAACAUGAUGCUCCCGGCUACUACGACUUUGGGUUUAUCGACUCCAGCCGCUAUACGGGCAACCUAGUCUACACAGAGGUGGACAAUAGCGACGGGUUUUGGUCUUUCACUUCUGACAGCUAUAGCAUAGGAGGUGAGCAUGCAGGCAGUGGUCUUACUGGAAUCGCCGAUACAGGAACCACUUUGCUCCUGCUCGAUGACAGUGUUGUCUCUGCCUACUAUGCCCAGGUGUCUGGGUCUGAGGAUAGCUCUAGCAAUGGUGGCUAUACGUUCCCUUGCACUGCUGAUCUUCCAGACUUCUCCAUUACUAUCUCCGGCUACGAAGCUGUUGUUCCUGGGAAGUAUAUCAACUUUGAAGCAACUGAUUCAUCUAAUAAGACUUGCUUUGGCGGUAUCCAGUCCAAUUCCGGAAUCGGGUUUUCCAUCUUUGGCGAUGUGUUCCUUAAGAGUCAAUAUAUUGUCUUUGAUUCUAGUGUCCCCCAGCUAGGCUUUGCUGCCCAAUCCUAGAUAGAAACUGCUUAAAGAAAGACUCGAUACGUCUUUCGAGCUGGAUUACCAGGCCGUUUUCUGGUUGUUACAGUGGUUUUUGGAACUGAUAUAUGACAAAUCCUGAUGUUGCCUAAAUCAUCACAGUCUCAAGCAUUCAAUCUAUGAGAUAUUGUCC